GUAUCGCGCAUGCGCUGCUUUUCAUUCUCUUUCCCAGAAGCAAACAUUUUCUGAAGAAGGGUCUAGGCCCAAAAUGUCAGCUUUCCUGCUCCGAAGAUGCUGCUUGGCCUGCUGCGUUCAUCCACCUCCACACCUUGUUAUCUUGUACCCUAUGUAUUCUCACAUUGGCCUUAGUGGAGAGUUCCAGGGUCUUGAUCCGGCGACAAUGAAGCGAGGGAUAUAUUUCGAAGUUAGUAUGGUGCGUGGCUUAGAGGAGAAGUUGCUCUAUAUCAAGAACGUGUUCCUCCACAUCAGCUACCCAAAACCGUUUAAAUGGAUGUAUUCAGCAUGGACGCAUGUGGAAUGAACUUCCUGACGAAAUCGUCUCUCUGGCUCCAAUUGUAACAUGAAAGCGACAUUUGGAUAAAAACAGUGUUGAGUAUUGUCACCGGAAUGAAAAAAAACUGAUCUGGGUGAUCAAUGGAACUUCAAACCAGAUGAUUGGCUUUUGCAGCUGAAUGUGGAGAAGAGCGAAUCUCCGGCGCACCGGCCUCAGAGAGUUUAACAGUUACUGAGGGGAAAAUCUCCAACUAACUCCCUGAUGUCCGAGCAAAGGCUGAAAGGAGAAUAAAUGAUAUCCUUCCAUAUUUACAUUUGGCGAUGUUUCUGGCCUGUGACUGUGUGGAUGUGAAUAUUGAAUCAGAGAGACUUUGGGAAAAGGGCGGGCGGGUUAGUCUAACGUCACUGUGUUUGCCUGUCCGCUCAUAUCAUGAUAUUUCCGAAUCUCUCUUGUGCAAAUCCAAAAUAUUUUCAAUUCCAUUCAUCCACCUGCUCCCCCACUAAACCCCAAAGCUAGAAUUCAAGGCUGUGUACACGGAGCCGUCAAUUCGAGUGAAAACUUUUCGGCUGCAAACCUUCCCGUGUCAGGAUCAGGAACGAUCGAGCCUGGCUCUCUGGAGAUGCGGAAUUGCAGAGGAAUUGGAGAGUUUCUUCCGAGAGAGAAACACAGAGAGGCAACAGGAGCAGGGAGCUUGAGGGCAGGUUGUCUCCGCGCCGUCCGCUCGCUGCCUUUAAGUUGCUCAGUGCCGCCACCAGCAGCUUCAUUGCUGACCCAGCUCAGUCUGACAGAGAGAGAGAUUCAGCGCAGAGUUCCCGACAUGAGCGACAGUGCAGCCGCCGAAACGGCUCCUCCAGCCUCCGCCAGCACUAAACCCAAGGCUCCCAAGAAGAAGAAGGCGGCGGCUCCCAGGAAAAAACCAGCCGGUCCCGGGUUGGGCGAGCGGAUUGUGAAGAUUGUCGGGGAGAACAGCGAUCGGAAGGGGACGUCUCUGGCCGCGAUAAAGAAGGCGCUGCAGAGAAGCGAGGUCAAUGUGGAGAAGCAGAAUGCACAGAUCAGGAUGGCGACCAAGAGGUGCCUGGCGAAAGGCUCCCUGGUUCUGGUGAAGGGCCAGGGCGUCUCCGGCUCCUUCAAACUCCCAAAGAAUCAGGUCAAGACAAAAGUGGGAAAGAAGGCGAGACCCGUAGCAGCCGCCAAGAAAGCAGCCGUGAAGAAAACAACGGCCAAGACGGUGGCAGCGAAGAAAUCCCCAGCCAAGAAAGCAACAGGAAAGAAAGCGGCCGGCAAGAAGGCAGCAACGCCAAAGAAAGCGGCGAAGAAAGCAGCGCCUCAGAAAAAGACUCCCGUGAAGAAGGUGAAGAAGACCAAGAGCCCCAAGGCCUCAAAACCGGCCCCGAAAUCGGCGAAACUGAAGGCCAAGCCCAAAGCGAAAGUGACCAAGAUAGCAGCAAAAAAAAAAGCAGUCGGCGCAACAUGUAACCACUCGAACCCAAAGGCUCUUCUCAGAGCCACCCACAUCUCUCCAGGAAAGAGCUGAGCCCGGAUCGAAUGAUCCGAGAUAAUAUGGUGCAGAGCUGGAUGAACAAAACAGGCCAAGCAGUAUCAGAGGAGCAGGAAAGCUGGCGUUUCGGGCCUAGAUUCUCCUUCUCCCUCCUCUGAUGCUGCUCGGCCUGCUGUGGUCAUCCAGCUCUACACCUUGUUAUUUCAGAUUGUCCAGCAUCUGCAGUUCCGUCUAUAUGUCAAAUGAUCCCUGUCCCGGUUCCGAGUGCAGACAGAGCAUAAACUUGAAUUGAUUCGAGUAACUCAAAUAUCACAUUUCCGAGAGCGGAGACUGAGAAUGAGGAAGGUAUCACAUGGGGAGGGUCACUGGUGCUGCAUCUCGAUAUUUCAUACCGCAAUUUGUAAUUCUGUCCGGGCACAAAUGUAACAUAUUGCAGUAUAUGCAUCUCAUUAACCCUUCCAGGAAUGAUAAUUUUUUAAAUUUUGAUGACAGGACCUCUGGCGGUUUUAACGGUGUAUUCCUUCCAUUUACCUGCGAAAGACAUUUCAGGCAGUAAUUACAAAUUGUGUUCGGAAUGCUUACAA
Molecule: messenger RNA, 2401 nt
Organism: Stegostoma tigrinum
Lineage: Eukaryota; Metazoa; Chordata; Chondrichthyes; Orectolobiformes; Stegostomatidae
Product: histone H1-like
Exons: 3
Coding region: 939-1853 (304 amino acids)
Biological process (GO): nucleosome assembly
Cellular component (GO): nucleosome
Molecular function (GO): DNA binding; structural constituent of chromatin
Source: RefSeq, a predicted model, not a curated record